This is a messenger RNA of Hippopotamus amphibius kiboko, 1657 nucleotides long. It is a transcript of the gene SPAG8, whose product is annotated as sperm associated antigen 8. The coding region runs from base 11 to 1522 and encodes 503 amino acids. Gene Ontology annotation, cellular component: nucleus; cytoplasm. Gene Ontology annotation, biological process: positive regulation of transcription by RNA polymerase II. The transcript has 7 exons. Lineage: Eukaryota; Metazoa; Chordata; Mammalia; Artiodactyla; Hippopotamidae. Gene Ontology annotation, molecular function: microtubule binding. The record is from RefSeq and is a predicted model, not a curated record.
GCGUCUGAAGAUGGAGACCAGUGAGUCUACCGAGCGAUCGCAGUCGCGAUCUCUAGACGUACAGCCCAGCUCCGAAGGACUAGGGUCCAUUUCGGAUCCCUUUCCUUGGGAUGGCCGUCAUAGGUCGGCCCUGGUAGCUGCAACUGCAGCAGCUUCAGCAGCUGCUGCAGCCACUGCAGCUGCCUCCACUGCCAAAGCAGCUGCCUCCACUGCCAAAGCAGCUGCAUUAUCUACAAAGACCCCAGCGCCCUACUCUCAACGGAGCCUUCUCCCUGAGCCCUUCUCUGACAGUCUUCUUGGGGAGCGCUGCACUGGACCCAGAUUUACCCACAAGACAGGCCACGGGAGACUUGGCUUUGAGCCUAUCUAUGUUUCCCGUAUUGCUCGGAAUCCCUAUACUACAAAUGACCUUAGCUCUAGCCCUGGCCCUGCUCCUGGCUCCAGCCCUGGCCCUGCUCCUGGCUCCAGCUCUGACCCUGCUCCUGGCUCCAGCUCCGGCCCUGCUCCUGGCUUCAGCUCUAACCCUGGUCCUGGCUCCAGUUCUGGUCCUGGCGGUGGCUCUGGCCCUGGCAGUGGCUCUGGUCAAGGCCCUGGCAGUGGCUCUGGUCGAGGUCCUGGCAGUGGCUCUGGUCGAGGCACUGGUCCUGCUGCUGAUUCUAGGCAUAGUCUAGGCUGUGGCCAUUGCCCUGGGUUCAGCUCCUCUGCUCCUCCAGGCUUCAGAAAUCCCGGGGACGAUCUGGUCCCUAAUUAUGCCUCCUGGAGUCACCACAGCCACUGGGAGCCUCAGAAACAACACUGGAAAUUUUUGCAAGUCUCAGAACCUGGUGCCCGAGGCCCAUGGAAGCCCCCUGAAGUUGAAGGGAUGAGUAAGGUUCUCCAUGAAACACGGCCACGGGGCCAGUGCCUUUUCUACAACUGGGAGGAGGAGAGAGCCACCAACCACCUGGAUCAAGUCCCAAGCAUUCAGGACGGCUCUGAGAGUUUCUUUUUCCGACACGGACACCGGGGGCUGUUGACCCUGCAGCCACAGUCACCCAUGUCCUCCAGCACCACCCAGAAAGACUCAUACCAGCCCCCAGGAAACCACUCUCUGCCAAUUCGAGGGAAGCGUGAAGCCAUGCUGGAGAUGCUCUUGCACCACCAGAUCUGUAAAGAGGUGCAGGCAGAGCAGGAACCCACAAGGAAGGACUCUGAGGUGGAGUCUGUGACACAUCGUGACUACAGAAAGGAGCUGGUGCAAGCAGGGCCUCCUGCCCCAACAAAGCCUCAUGACUACUGCAAAGAACAGCCUGAAACCUUCUGGCUGCAGAGGGCACCACAGCUACCGGGUGUCAGUAACAUCAGGACACUGGACACGCCAUUCCGGAAGAACUGCAGCUUCUCAACACCAGUGCCUUUGUCUCUAGGGCAGCCUUUGCCCUAUGAACCCGAGAAUUAUUCCCACCAAUUGGGAGAAAUAUCUUCCCUUGCCUGUCAGGGAGGAGGACAGUGUGGUGGAGGGGAUAGAACUACUCCUGUCUAAAGAUCGAGGAAGGAAGUAGAUGUGGAAUAUGCAAUCUCCUUCUGUCUGUACUGGAGAGAUGGGGAGGAAGUGAAUUCAGUCUGUACUUGUGAAGGGGCUUUACAUAAAAAGGGUUCUCUCUCAUCCUGAGACUGC